UUCAGCUUGUGACAACAGACGGACACUUCUUCACGGGGAACAUUUGAAAAAAAUACUUCAGGACUAAAGGAAUGAAAUUAUGCUGGAGCGAGUUCCUAAGGGAAAUGAUUUAGGAAGACGUACUAAACGGUGCAUGACAAGACAGUAUCCAACCAAGAGCUGUCCAAGGUAUCCGAAACGAAGCUCAUAGUGCGAGCUUUGCGGAACGUUGAUCCCUGGCACACAGAGACUCAAUGACGUUGACUCCGUGGCUCAAGCUGACUCAGUUCGGCCUGCUGACAGCAUGUACGUACACGUGGCUCCUACUGGUUCGGGGCUGCGGGCCGGGUCCUGGCUAUGGCACCCGCCCUAGACACCGCAGUCCCACACCUAUGGCCUACAAGCAAUACUUCCCCAAUUUCUCGGAGAACAACCUUGGCGCGAGCGGCAGGGCAGAGGGCAGGAUCACGCGCAAUUCGGAACGCUUCAACGAACUGGUCUGUAACUACAACCCUGACAUUAUCUUCAAAGACGAGGAAAACACCAAGGCUGACCGGUUCAUGACCAAGCGUUGUAAGGACUGCUUAAACAAGCUUGCUAUAGCUGUGAGGAACCAGUGGCCUGGGGUUCGACUGCGCGUUACUGAGGCGUGGGACGAAGACGGUCACCAUCCCCCUGAUUCUCUGCACUACGAAGGCCGUGCCGUAGAUAUUACAACCUCAGACCGGAAUUUAAGCAAGUACGGCCUCCUGGCACAGUUGGCGGUGGAAGCUGGAUUCGACUGGGUGCAUUAUGAGUCCAGGAAUCACGUGCACUGCUCUGUCAAAGCUGAUCACUCUGUAGCAGUAGAAAAAGGAGGCUGUUUCUCUGGAUCGGCGCAGGUGAACGUGCCCGAGGGAGGCCUGAAACCCCUCACAUCUCUGCGGCCCGGGGACAAGGUGCUUGCCCUGUCUGACUCAGGCCAGGUUGUUCACAGUCAGAUUCUCCUGUUCCUCCAUCAGGACUGCGAGAGCAGAUCCACUUUCCUGAUUCUGGGCACAGAAGAUGGGCAACGGCUUGCUCUUACUCGCAAUCAUCUUAUCUUUGUGGCGCCCUGUCGGAAACUCCACCACACAGAGUACCGCGCUAAGUUUGCCAGCAGAGUGAAAAGGGGAGAGUAUGUGCUCAUUCCUGGGAGGGAUGGUGGCGUUAAGCCGUCUCAGGUAGUAUUUAUAUCGCUAGAAGAGAGGACAGGGGUUUACGCUCCACUGACGGCACAUGGAAACCUAUUUGUGGAUGGAGUAUUGGCCUCCAGCUAUGCUUUAAUAGAAGAUCAUGUGCUUGCACACUGGGCUUUUGGUCCUCUUCGUUUCCUGCUCUAUGUUGUUCAAUUAAUUGUGGGAGAGUCUUCGCAAGGGCAGAACAUGAUAGAGACGCAUUCAAGUGAUUCGGUGGUUCACACGACUUGCCUUCCACACCAGGGCUUUCUCAGAGAGCAGGUGAAUCAGCCCCACUGUACUUCAGGUGUAUGUCGGAACUGUGAGAGAGCAAACAGUGAAAAGAGGAACAUUUCCCAUUCAUCGGCAGACAGAGGAAUGAGGCACUAUGAAUGUGUUGGUGAUAAAGCUGGAAAAGUUCACUGGUAUGCACAGCUUUUGCACAUUCUUGGGCGCGUGUUUCUAGACCCACGGAAGUUUUAUGCAUGACAGCCUAAGAUCUGCGACCUCUAAAGACUCCACUUCAGUUUACCUUUUGUUAAUGACAGUUCUCAUCUUAUUAAAAUCUAAUAAAAAGAAAACACUAAAUGGUAUAAUUAUUAUAUUACUAUAUCAUAAAGAAUUAAGUUUCAUUUUUUACAACACUGUAUGCUAUAAUGAAAUAAGAAAUUUCACUACAUAACCCAGCUGAUAU
Chanos chanos (milkfish) is the source of this 1869-nucleotide messenger RNA. It is a transcript of the gene dhh, whose product is annotated as desert hedgehog signaling molecule. Gene Ontology annotation, molecular function: calcium ion binding; patched binding. The coding region runs from base 234 to 1664 and encodes 476 amino acids. Gene Ontology annotation, biological process: protein autoprocessing; cell fate specification; intein-mediated protein splicing. The transcript is spliced from 4 exons. The record is from RefSeq and is a predicted model, not a curated record. NCBI's taxonomy places the organism in Eukaryota, Metazoa, Chordata, Actinopteri, Gonorynchiformes, Chanidae.